UUUGCUCAUCUAAUGUUAUAUUUCUCUUGUUAUUUUAGUUUGAUAGAAAAAAUGGCAAAACCCAAGACUUGUGCAAAUUUACUCAUGAUAUUCCUCAUCAACUCUUUGAUUUUCACUACAUUUCCUUCUCAAUCACGUGCUUCAUCCUCCGUCGAUUUUGUCCGGCCACCGGCUCGGAGUGUCAUUGUCACGCCGCACAACCGUUCCGCUUCUGAUCCUCAACAGGUACAUGUAUCCUUAGUGGGAAAGGAUCAAAUGAGAAUAACAUGGAUUACCCAAGGAAUGGCACCCUCAAUAGUAGAGUAUGGGACAAAUUCAGGAGAGUAUGAUACAUUUGCAAAAGGUGAUCACAAGACGUACCAUUAUUUUAUGUAUAGUUCGGGACGAAUACAUAAUGUUGUGAUAGGACCUUUGAAGCCAAACACUACGUAUUAUUAUCGAUGUAGCAACAAAGGCCCUCAAUUUUCCUUGAGAACACCUCCUCCUUCUUUUCCAAUUGAAUUUGCCAUUGUUGGGGAUUUAGGCCAAACAGAAUGGACUAAAUCAACCUUAGAGCAUGUUGGACAAAGAAAUUAUGAUGUAUUCCUACUACCCGGAGACCUUUCUUAUGCGGAUACCCAACAACCACUUUGGGAUAGUUUUGGUCGUUUAGUUGAGCCAUAUGCAAGCCGAAGACCAUGGAUGGUUACACAAGGUAACCAUGAGGUUGAGUUCCUUCCCUUUGUUAGUGACUCUUUUAGGGCAUACAAUGCAAGAUGGGGCAUGCCCUAUGAGGAAAGUGGGUCAACUUCAAACCUCUAUUACUCAUUUGAUGUGUAUGGGGCCCACAUCAUAAUGCUUGGGUCCUACACUGACCAUGAUGUUGAUUCAGCUCAGUAUACAUGGCUUCAAAAUGAUUUGGCAAAAAUCGAUAGGUCAAAGACUCCUUGGAUCAUAGUGUUGUUACAUGCACCAUGGUAUAACUCGAAUACUGCUCACAAGGGCGAAGGGGAAAGUAUGAGACGCGCAAUGGAAGAUAUGUUGUAUAACGCUAGAGUUGAUGUGGUAUUUGCUGGUCAUGUUCAUGCAUAUGAGCGAUUUACAAGAGUUUAUAAUAAUCAAGUUGAUCCAUGUGGACCUCUUUACAUUACCAUUGGUGAUGGAGGGAAUAGAGAAGGUCUUGCUUUGAUGUUCGAAGAUCCAGCUCCAUCGAUUUCAAUGUAUAGAGAGCCGAGUUUUGGACAUGGACGGUUGAGAUUGGUUGAUGGUAAAAAAGCUCAUUGGUCAUGGCACCGUAACAAAGACUCAAAUGCCACAACAUUUGCCGAUGAAGUAUGGCUAGAAAACUUAAGUACGACCUCCUCAUGUUCAUCAAACGGCUCAAAAUUUUCCCACGAUGAAUUUUGAAAAUUGUUUGUAUGUAACAUCAAAUAUGUACGUAGCUAAUUGUAAGAAUAACUAGAAUUAAUGUCUUGUCUUGGACUCUUGGUCGGAGUAAAGACUGCUGUCUCAAGAUAAGAUAUUAAAUUUAAUUAUAUUCUCGCAUAGCUUUUUUCUUCCCUUAGCUUCUCAUGUAUUUAGAAAAUUUAUGAACAAUACUUUAGAUUUAUAGGAGGAAUUGAGGAAAUGAAGUUUUGAUUUCCGUAGAACUAUACUCCGUGAUUUUUUUAACACAUAUGUAUC
Molecule: messenger RNA, 1662 nt
Organism: Amaranthus tricolor (Joseph's coat)
Lineage: Eukaryota; Viridiplantae; Streptophyta; Magnoliopsida; Caryophyllales; Amaranthaceae
Product: purple acid phosphatase 22-like
Exons: 5
Coding region: 13-1386 (457 amino acids)
Molecular function (GO): metal ion binding; acid phosphatase activity
Source: RefSeq, a predicted model, not a curated record